UGCAACCUGUCUAUUUCUUUACCCUGGGGAUUUUUGUUCUGGUCAUGGUCGCCAACGUUAUCCCCAUUGUGAUCUUGUGCCGUUCCCAAAGCCUCCGCAGAGACGCCUUUUUCCGCGGCCUUGUCUGUCUGUGUGUCAACGCUUUGGCGGUGGCGCCGUUUACUUUCUUGUUGACGUUCUACCCGCAAACCUUUUCGUACAAUAUGUGCAUAUUUCUGAGAUCUCUUAACAAUGUAUUUGUGCUUCAAGCCUAUUUCCAUCAUCUGCUGAUUUCCUUUGAACGUUUUUGUGCCUGUAGAAUGACAAAAUAUUAUCUUUAUUUCACAGGUUGGCACCAAGUGAUUUAUAUUUUCCUGACUUAUGGGAUAACAGUCGGUUGUGUUAUUGUUAUUCACAGGUCCAGUAAUGCUAAGAGUCCUAUUAACUCAUAUUUGAUCUACAAUCGGGCGCCCUCGGUGCAAAUCGUCUACUCUUCAUUUACCAUCGCUCUUAUUCUAGGAGUUCUGCUUUUUACUGUUUUAUCCACCUAUCAACUUCUCUGUAGUUUAAGAAAAUCUCGGAAAGUUGGCAGUAAAGAGACGAAAAUUCAAGGCAUCAAAAAUAGGGAUAAAUCGGUGAUAUUUUGUGUCACAAAACAGCAAACUAAGCAGGCCUCGAAUGCUGACAAAGCAAGCGAAUCUGACAAAAUUCUGGUAAAUAUGGCAGACGAGAGAAACGAUGCACUGUGUCGAAUGUCGACUACCUAUACUGUGGAUCCAUCCAGUUCCCAGUGCACCGACAUUGGUACCCAAAGAUCCCGCCAAAAAGGAGCAACAAGAUACGGAGAGCGGCGAGGGGAGUCCGUCAAAACCUUGCUAAUCGUGGUCCUCACCCUGGUGGUCUGUAAUAUCCCUUAUCACGUGGUUCAAACGGUGUCCUUCUUCACUGACCAGAAUGUCGCGGAGGAAGCCCUUUGUGUGACUUAUUAUAUGAGCAAGUGUCAAUACAUUUUGAAUCCGGUAAUAUAUAUGUGGAGAAUUCGACCGAUCAGAGAUUUUAUAAGGGACAGAAUGAAGUGCAAGACAUUGUAAAUUCUUAAAGGAAGCAUGAAGCUGAUAUUUACAGUUUGCAGCCACGGGCACCUGACAGUUUGUUUGCAGCGUCGAUGUGCUAUUCAGUUUCUCAGGAUGGUCAAUUGUUUAUAUCAAGUUAAAUUUAAACAGAUAAUUCAAAUUGUCAAACAUAAUAAUUUAAUGGGUUUUUUUUUUUAUACUUACAACCACUAAGUAUGAUUCCUUCUAUUUCUUGCGAAAAUUGAUUGUAAUUCAUAGCUCUUUAGAAACCGACAGAAUUGAAAUCUACACGAUCUACUCGAUCUAGUUCUAACCAGUUAAUCGAUCGGUCGAAACCUUCAGCAACCUUCGAAAAAUCACGACCUGCACAAAAU
Messenger RNA from Magallana angulata, 1426 nucleotides. RefSeq lists its product as uncharacterized. The transcript has a single exon. NCBI's taxonomy places the organism in Eukaryota, Metazoa, Mollusca, Bivalvia, Ostreida, Ostreidae. Gene Ontology annotation, cellular component: membrane. The record is from RefSeq and is a predicted model, not a curated record. Gene Ontology annotation, biological process: G protein-coupled receptor signaling pathway. Gene Ontology annotation, molecular function: G protein-coupled receptor activity. Bases 45 to 1070 code for a protein of 341 amino acids.